CUGCUGGCGUCAUGUAGCUCGACACAGAGGAGGAGGACAUGGUGGAUUUUCUCGGGAGGCUGUGUAGCGCUUUGUGGCUCUCUGUUCGUCAGCGGUGUCACACCUGAGAUGAAUCCACCGAGGUGAGAAGCUGUCGGGAGGUUUUUUAUUUUGUGAAAUGUCAGGAAACGGAUAUAAACUGGCUUUCCUGCCGCUGCUGUCCCCAGUUUGUGUGGCUAAUGAUGUGGCUAGCCGUUUUGUUGGAGUUGCAGAUAGCUGCUGUAAUGUGUGACUGAAUGUCUCCUUCCAGCCUCCAGCAGGAUCCAGGCUUUGUGUUUCCUCCCCCCCUUUGGACAUGCCUGGGCUGCGGAGCUAGCAGCACGACAUCCUCAGCAUUUUGGAUGAUUGUUUGGCCGAAGAAGAGCUGAUUUAUUACCCCCCCCCCGGACAAGGAGUCAACAUGGGGGAGUCCAGCAUGGACGACGCCAACGUGAAAGUGGCUGUUCGUGUGCGGCCCAUGAACAGGAGAGAAAAGGAAUUAAACACCAAAUGUGUGGUGGAGAUGUUGAAGAACCAGACCAUCCUCCAUCCUAACCUGAGCAAAGCCGACUCCAGGAGUCAGUCCAAGGUCUUCGCCUACGAUUACUGUUUCUGGUCCAUGGACGAGACGGAUAAGGAGAAGUUUGCAGGUCAGGAGGUGGUCUUCCAGUGCCUUGGGGAAAGUCUUCUACAUAACGCCUUCCAGGGCUACAACGCCUGUAUUUUUGCCUAUGGACAAACCGGUUCCGGUAAGUCGUACACCAUGAUGGGUUCUGUGGACCAGCCGGGUCUGAUUCCCCGGCUGUGCAGCGCUCUGUUUGAUCGAACGCAGAAAGAGCAGCGAGAGGAAGAGAGCUUCACUGUGGAGGUGUCCUACAUGGAGAUCUACAACGAGAAGGUCCGAGAUCUGCUCGACCCCAAAGGUGGGAGACAAACUCUGAGGGUGAGGGAGCACAAAGUUUUGGGUCCCUACGUGGACGGCCUGUCUCGACUAGCCGUGGCCAGCUACAAGGACAUCGAGUCUCUGAUGUCAGAGGGGAACAAGUCCCGGACCGUCGCCGCGACCAACAUGAACGAGGAGAGCAGUCGAUCGCACGCCGUCUUCAACAUCAUCCUCACACACACACUCAAAGACCUGAAGUCUGGGACGAGCGGAGAGAAGGUGAGCCGCUUGAGUCUCGUCGACUUGGCAGGAAGUGAGCGAGCAGCAAAGACCGGAGCAGCGGGCGAACGGCUCAAGGAGGGAAGCAACAUCAACAAGUCUCUGACGACACUCGGCCUGGUGAUCUCGGCGCUCGCUGAACAGGGAACGACAAAGAACAAAACCAAGUUUGUCCCUUACAGAGACUCUGUGCUCACAUGGCUGCUCAAGGACUGUCUGGGGGGAAACAGCCGCACAGCGAUGGUGGCGACGGUGAGUCCAGCAGCGGACAACUACGAGGAGACGCUGUCGACGCUCCGCUACGCAGACCGAGCAAAGAGCAUCGUGAACCACGCUGUUGUUAACGAGGACCCUAACGCCCGCAUCAUCAGGGAGCUCAGGGAGGAGGUGGAGAAACUCCGAGUCCAGCUGACUCAGGCAGAGUCUCUGAAGGCUCCGGAGCUCAAAGACCGUCUGGAAGAGUCCGAGAAGUUGAUCCAGGAGAUGACCAUCACCUGGGAGGAGAAGCUGCGUAAAACGGAGGAGGUAGCACAGGAACGCCAGAAGCAGCUGGAGAGUCUGGGGAUUUCUCUGCAGUCUUCAGGGAUUAAAGUUGGAGAUGAUAAAUGUUUUCUAGUCAACCUGAACGCUGAUCCUGCUCUCAAUGAACUGCUGGUGUACUACCUGAAGGAACACACCAAGGUGGGCUCAGCAGACUCUCAGGACAUCCAGCUGUGUGGGAUGGGGAUCCAGGCGGAGCACUGUGUCAUCGACAUCGCUGCAGAAGCUGCUGUCAUCCUCUCCCCGUACCGCAACGCUCGGACCUGUGUGAAUGGAUCUCCAGUAACCAGCGCUCUGCAGCUUCACCAUGGCGACCGUAUCCUCUGGGGAAACAACCACUUCUUUAGGAUCAACCUGCCCAAACGACGGCAUCGUGGUGCAGAGGACGAGGAGUGUGAGGGCGGCGUCAUGAAGAACAGUGGCAGCAGCGAGCAGCUGGAUGCAGACGGCGACACGGCCAGCGAGGUGUCCAGUGAGGUCAGCUUUUCUUACGAGUUCGCCCAAACGGAGGUGAUGAUGAAGGCGCUGGGCAGUAAUGAUCCGAUGCAGGCGGUCCUCCAGUCUCUGGAGAGGCAGCACGAGGAGGAGAAGCGCUCGGCUCUGGAGAGACAGAGACAGAUGUACGAGCAGGAGCUGCAGCAGCUCCGCAGGAAGCUCAACCCCGACCGUCUGUCCACCAACAACUCUGCAGGACAGACGUGUGUCCAGCAAGCUCCGGGACAGCAGUCUCACUACCGCAGCCUGGAGAGACUCAGUAUGGGAGGGAUGAGCCAUUCAAGCAGCGCCCAGAGCAGACUGAGGCAGUGGAGUGAGGACAGGGAGGCCGUGUUGGUGAGGAGUCUGCGGAGGUUGAGGGAGCAGAUCGUGAGGGCAAACCUCCUGGUACAAGAAGCCUGUUUCAUCUCUGAGGAGCUGGAGCGACACACAGAGUACAGAGUCACUCUGCAGAUCCCAUCAGACAACCUCAACGCAAACCGCAAGAGGGAUGCGGUGCUCAGCGAGCCGGCCAUUCAGGUUCGACGGCGGUGUCGAGGGAAGCAGAUCUGGAGUCUAGAGAAGAUGGAGAACCGUCUGGUCGACAUGAGAGAGCUGUACCAGGAGUGGCAGGACUACAACCACAAUAACCAAGACAACCCUAUGAUGCGCUCGUAUUUCCGGCGGGCAGACCCGUUCUUCGACGAGCAGGAGAACCACAGUCUGAUCGGUGUCGCCAACGUCUUCCUCUCCUGCCUCUUCUACGACGUCAAGCUGCAGUAUGCAGUUCCCAUCAUUAACCAGAAGGGGGAGGUGGCCGGGCGUCUCCAUGUGGAGGUCGUGAGGGUUGGAGGGGCGUUAGAGGACAGCAUGGCCGGAGGAGAUGAAUCCGACAACAACCAGGACUCUGAAGUCCAGGAUCGUAAACUGGUCUGCAUGAUUAAGAUCCUUCAGGCCACCGGUCUCCCCCAGUACCUGUCCAACUUCGUCUUCUGUCAGUAUGCGUUCUGGGAUCAGCCUGAGCCCAUCAUCGUGGCUCCUGAGGUGGACCCGUCGUCCUCGUCGCCCAGCACUAAGGACCCUCACUGCAUGGUGGUGUUUGACAGCUGUAAGGAGCUGGCGGUGCCUGUAUCGGAGGAUUUCAUCGAGUACCUGACUGAAGGGGCGGUCGCCAUCGAGGUGUUUGGGCACAGACAGGCUGAUGCAGGAAGAAACCCCGCCCUGUGGGACCUCAGCAUCAUCCAGGCCAAGACCCGCACGCUGCGAGACAGGUGGAGUGAGGUAACACGACGUCUGGAGCUAUGGAUUCAAAUCCUGGAGAUUAACGAGAACGGAGACUUCGUCCCUGUGGAAGUGGUUCCUGCUCGAGAUGUGCGGACCGGGGGAAUCUUCCAACUCCGACAGGGUCAGUCGAGGCGGAUCCAGGUGGACGUGCGCUCGGUUCAGGACUCGGGCACCAUGCCUCUGAUUUCAGAGAUCGUGCUCGCCGUGUCGGUGGGAUGUGUGGAGAUCAGAAACACGACAGGAAGCCAGGAGGCGGAUGAGAUGGACAGUUACCAGGAAAGAGAUCUUGAACGUUUGCGGCGCCAGUGGUUAUCUGCUCUCACCAAGAGACAAGAGUACCUGGACCAGCACCUGCAGAGCGUGGUCAGCAAAGCAGAAAAGAGCGAGGACGAUACGGAGAGAGAGGCCCAGCUGUUGGAGUGGCGCCUGACUCUGACGGAGGAGAGGAACGCCGUCAUGGUGCCCUCUGCUGGCAGCGGGAUUCCUGGAGCUCCGGCUGAAUGGGUUCCUCUUCCGGGCAUGGAGACUCAUAUUCCUGUCCUCUUCCUGAACCUCAAACCUGAUGACCUCAGCUCUCAGGACCAGUUUGAAGUUCCUGAAGCCGGAGGCUGGGACGCCACGCUCAGCGGAGAGGACGAGGACGACUUCUUUGACCUGCAGAUCGUCAAACACCACGACGGAGAGGUGAAGGCGGAGGCUUCAUGGGACUCCACGGUGCACGAGUGUCCACAGCUCAGUCGCGGGGGGGCGUGGCCAGAGCAGCGGGUGUACCUGACUGUUCGAGUUGUGGUUCAGCUCAGCCAUCCUGCCGACAUGCAGCUGGUCCUGAGAAAGAGGAUCUGUGUCAACGUUAACCCGGGACGCCAGGGUUUCGCACACAACUUCCUCAGACGGAUGUCCACACGCAGCAACAUCCCCGGCUGUGGGGUCACCUUCGAAGUGGUCUCCAACAUCCCCGGGGAUGCUCCUGGAUCAGAGGACAGGGAGAUGCUGGCCCGUCUCGCUGCAAGCGCUCCCAACAGUCAGUCUGGUGAUGAAGAGGCCGCCAUCGAGAAGUACCUGCGCAGUGUGCUCAGCCUGGAGAACAUCCUGACCCUCGAUAGACUCAGACAGGAGGUGGCAGUGAAGGAGCAGCUGACGAGCAGAGGGAGGGGCAACAGACGGAGCAUCAGUUCUCCUUCAGUCCACAGGCUGUCUGGGAGCAGACAGGACCUGUCCACAACCUGCCUGCUGGACGACAAGGGUCGAUGGGAGAGUCAGCAGGAUAUCUUCAUGCCCUCUCAGUUUCAACGGACCCUCCCCCGGCCCGCCUCCUCCCCCUCCACCUACUCCACCUCGCCUUCUCAGUCCCCGACUCCCUUUGGCAUGACGCCCCCACAGGAGCCCGAGCAAGGUCGUUCAGGACUUGCUGCCUCUUAUCUUUCAGUUAAAGCGCUGGUCCCUCAGAUGCCCAAACUGCUCAAGUCUCUGUUUCCAGCACGGGACGAGAAGAAGGAGCUGAGACCUUCACCGCCCAGCCAGCAGCACGUUCCUCGCAUCAUCACGUCUGGAGGAGACGACAACAGAGUCAAGACUGACACGACUGUUCAUCUGCGGCCCCCGACCAAAGACAGACGGUCAGAGUUCCCAGAGGUCCCUCCUCUUCCUGUGCAUGACCCGCAUGACAUCACCCCCCUCAGCCCCCUCAGCCAGUCGUCGAGCGGCUACUUCUCCAGUAGUGUUUCUACAGUCACCCUGUCCGACGUCCUCCAACCCUCGUCUUCCUCUUCCUCCCUCCUCGCCGCCGAGACUACGUUACCCACAAACCCCCAGCAGCAGGGUGCUGACAGGAACGAUGUUGUGACCUCUUCUUCUCAGCUCGGCACCAAGAUGGCCGUCGUCGCUCCCCCUCCCCUCAACAGCUCGGCCAAUCACAACGACCUCACUGCUGAAAAUAACGUCUCUGAACACAAGCUCGACUCAGGAGGAGAAGGAGGAGGCAGCGGCGGCGGCGGCGGGGGCUUUGAGAGGCUGGAGAUCUUUGUGGAUGAUGAAGAGCGUAACCAAGACAGCGCACUCCCUGAUUGGCUGACGGACGGGGCUUAUGUGACAGUAGGAAGCAAUAAGGCGGGGACAGUGCGCUACAUGGGAUCCACACAGUUUGCUGAAGGAGUGUGGGUGGGGGUGGAGCUGGACACACCUGUAGGUAAGAACGACGGCUCAGUCGGAGGUCACAGGUAUUUCCACUGUAAACCGGGUUAUGGAGUCCUGGUUCGCCCAGACCGUGUGUCCUGCCGCGAUCAGACCGUCCGGCGCACGGGAGACUUCUCCGCUCCAGCUCACGUCCCCGUUCUGCGAGGAGAAGCCAUCAUCGCCCGCCGGGGGGGGGAGAACCGCAAGUCCUGGAGCAGUUGAGACCGGAAUCCUCGGAGCUGUAAGGGAGAGACGACCUCCCCUCGGCCCUCGCUCUCCUCCCAGCUAUGCAACGGGCUCGCACGCCCUCCUUUAGUUUAAACUCUUAACCAUCCAACCUCAGAAAGAGACUGAGGAGAACCAUCACCCAGAAUGCAAUGCACAUCUAAUAAUAGUCCAUGGAAGGACUCUUUAUCACGUGGGAGAAUAACGGUGAUCGGUGGGAACGCCGCUGAGAGCGAAUGGGAGUCGAUCGCAGGUGAGUCGGAGCUCUGAGGGGUUUUGAUUGGACGCUGCAAACCAGAGGAGGUGCUUCCUGGGUGAUAUGCAGGGAUGCAAACUUGUCACAUUUUAAGGCACGAGUCGCCUUUUUUAUGCAAAAUAUUUAAGACUGGACUUGCUGAUAAUUUAAUAAGGUCAACAUUUAAAGGAUCUUUACGUCUCUUUGUUGUUUUCUAACUUAUUUUGAUUUGAUAUUUUAAAGCUCGUAGGAAAGAGAUUUAUAACCACGUUCUUGUUAAAGUCUUAAUAACUGUCUUUUUUGUUACUUUUAUAAAAUAUAUCUAAUCGUGCUGCGUGAUCUUUAUAAACGAGGAGGAAGAUGAAAUACGCUUUUUUUAGGAACCUCGAUAAAGUAGAAAAAAAAAAAAAGCUCCGAGCACGCCGGUCAUAUCGAGAUUUUCACCUGUGAUGUCUUUGCAUCCCUGGAUACGACACGAUACCCUUCUGAGACUCCAAGUCCCAGAAUCCCCUGCUCCAGCUGCAACUCUCCUGAGCUCUCCUGGUCUCAUCUGCAAACGGGACACUUUGACUCUCUGUCCUGGACCCGUGUCCUCCUGGACUCAUACCCUCUUGGACUCAUGUCCUCCUGGACUCGUACCCUCCUGGACUCAUAUCCUCCUGGACUCGUACCCUCUUGGACCCGUGUCCUCCUGGACUCGUACCCUCCUGGACUCAUGUCCUCCUGGACUCGUACCCUCCUGGACUCGUACCCUCCUGGACUCGUACCCUCCUGGACUCAUAUCCUCCUGGACUCGUACCCUCUUGGACCCGUAUCCUCCUGGACUCGUACCCUCCUGAACUCGUGUCCUCCUGGACUCGUACCCUCUUGGACCCGUGUCCUCCUGGACUCAUAUCCUCCUGGACUCAUACCCUCCUGGACCCGUGUCCUCCUGGACCCGUGUCCUCCUCCUGGACU
Messenger RNA from Labrus mixtus (cuckoo wrasse), 7067 nucleotides. RefSeq names its product kinesin-like protein KIF13B. The transcript is spliced from 38 exons. The record is from RefSeq and is a predicted model, not a curated record. The coding region runs from base 440 to 5872 and encodes 1810 amino acids. Gene Ontology annotation, molecular function: microtubule motor activity; microtubule binding; cell adhesion molecule binding. Gene Ontology annotation, biological process: microtubule-based movement; regulation of protein localization. Lineage: Eukaryota; Metazoa; Chordata; Actinopteri; Labriformes; Labridae. Gene Ontology annotation, cellular component: adherens junction.